Molecule: messenger RNA, 4411 nt
Organism: Amoebophrya sp. A120
Lineage: Eukaryota; Dinophyceae; Syndiniales; Amoebophryaceae
Source: the annotation of a GenBank genome assembly
CCGCGGACGCGGCGAAGGCAAGGAACGACACCACGGCGGGAAAGCAAAGUGAUCCUUUUGUCGCAACUGCCACAGAUGGAUCCGACGCAACAAGGGAAGCACCGCGGGAAAACUUUGAUGCGCCACCAGAACCAGAAGGUAUGAUGAAGUUGAAGAAUGAACCCCAUACCCCUCAGCAAAAGCGCAAGCGGUUCGCGAUCGGAAUCAACGCACACCUGAUGAGCGACCUGUUCAAAGCCUCGAUCGACAUGGGAUCCGCGUCCAAAGCCGCACUCGCCCUGCAGUUUGGCAAGAAGGACGGCGGGCUGCUCGCCUUCUGGCAACAGGCGGGCCUGCGAUAUUUGCGCGAGUACGGGGUGGAUUUUUUCCUGCUCGUUACCAGCCCGAGCCGGCAAGAAUUCGAGCUGGAUGCGAUUUUCUCGAAAACGGAUGGCGUGACACGGGAAGAGGAAGAAGUUUUGGCGCAGCUGAAAACGACACAGCAAAAGAACGUCGAAAUGGAGGAAGGAAAAGAUGUUCAUACGCAAGAACAUGAAGAUGUCGAGACUGUUAAAGUAGACGCGCAAUGUGGAACGCCUAAAGAAAUUGCUACGUGGUCGACCACUUCUUCGGAGAGAAAAGAGCACGAAACUACCGCAGCCGACCGUCACUUUGGUUCGCUCGCCCGGCUCUUUGCGACAAACGUACUUCCAGAAGAGGACGAGGAAACCGACCCAGUGAAAAUUGCGGAGCUUCUGACCGAUCCGGACUAUGUUCACCCCGAAAAAGUACCAGACCCAGGACGGUAUCUCAACCACAUCAAGGUGCUUAAACAAAACUUUUUCAGAAACCUCUAUUGUCUUCAUCUUGUUUAUUUCCUCGUAGGUGGACCUUUCAUCUCAAAUCCCAAUCGUGUGUUGAUCAUGGUACUUUGCAAUUGCAUCCGACGUUUUUCUAAAAACACAUUUUCGGUCUUUUUAGAUUACAGUUGAUACAUAUAAAAAAAAAACAACAUAAUACAGUUACGAAGAAGACUUCUACGCCCCCAUGCAGCGUCACUGGGUGCAGAACCGCGUCACAGAGAGCGACGAAGAUGCGCCGGACCUCACCCAGCAACUCGCCGAACUGUAUAGAGAAGCGGUAAGCCACAUCGAGCAAAAGGGGCAAGCGAAGGACCCAAGCAACAUCAAAGCUUCUUCGGGAAGAGUAAAAGAUGCAGUAGACACGACCAGUACCACUCUCCCCGCGGCACACGCCGAUGGAAGUACAGUUCAGCAGAAACCCGCACUCCAACAAGAUGUCAGUCCAUCGAAUUUGCUCCACGCGGCCAUAGACUGCGGAAAGACCCCACAGUCUCCGAAGGUCAGGAAUCUGUGCCUGUCUCCGAAGUACCCGCUGACCAUCCGCCAGUACCAGAAGUUGCGCUCCCUCGGGGUCCACGUGGUGAAUUACCCUUUGAAGCGGAAACUGCUACAGCACAUGCACAAGUCCCACUGGAGCAGCAAAGUCGCGGACAAGUGGCGAUACGGGCUGGCGGCGAUGACAAGGUUUGCGCUGCUGGAGCUGGCGGAGGUCGGCCGGUACGACGCGUUCUUCUGUCUGGAGCUUUAUCAUUUGCAAAAACGACCUCACCUGCACCUGCUCCUCACAGUUGUCAUGCAGAUUGGCAGUGACAGCGACAGGAACUGAACAUGAGCAUUUCCAUUUGUAAUGCGGAUUCCCAUGAGUGGCAUUCCUAGUCGUGUUUUGGAAUUUGUAGUGCUGGAAAUUAUAGGAUGAAACAAUGGAUUUGAGAUGCGGCUGUCCUUCUUAUUUAUGACCUGCACUUCUACUUACACUACGGACUGCAGCAACUUGUGAUGCGCGGCGCCCAAAACUUUUAGACUUGUGUUGCGAAAUCCCCACCCUGACUCUGGAGUGCUGGGGGAGUUCGUUUGUCCUCAGGAUAAACUCGACAUGGUGGUCUUCAACCCGUUUCGCGUCUUGCACCUGCUCGCGUACGUGACCGACGGAAGGAAGAGGGCGAGAAAUGGACUGUUUUUUGAUAGCAGUAGUUCUAGUUGUACUUCGACUUCUAAAUUCUGCGAUCAGGGCGAGGCCAAGACACUGUCGAUGGAAGGAGCGGAAGAACAGACACAAGAACAUCCGAAAUUCGAUAGCGUCUUCUUCACGAACGGGGACUACCAUUUCGUUCACGAGGGCUUUCUGAUUUUCACGAAGAUCAGAACGCCUCCUAAAAGAGAAAUCGCUGGUUUCUCUGCCACGUUAGAAGAACAAUUGAGCCAGCAGUCCGACGAGAUUGAAUCUGCCAGGGCUAGAAGUGGUACAACGACCGGGCUGGACCACACAAGUACAGCGGUUCUACCAUCAUCAACUCGUCGUUUUCAAAAUAGAAGAAAGUUCAUCGAAAGCCGCUAUUUGGUGUUUGAAGAGGACAAAAAAAAAGAAAUAAAGCAGUCCCCUGAAGAAGAGGACUCAGAAAAACAAGACCCUAGCGAUCAUAAGAUUCCCCUCCAGAAAUCUAACCGGCUGGUCGCUCGAGUAACCACGCAAGCGGCGGAAGAGUUGUCGCCCUUUGCGCGGUAUCAAAUGUAAAAAUGUCUGGGUCUGGAAGAAUACGAGAUUUGUGAUGCAGAUUUUCCAUGACCCAUGAGAUCUGGAAUGCGAGACCCAGCAUGGCAGGCUCUUUGAGGUCUCUAUCAUGCCUUUCCUCCAUGAGAAACUCCCUCUCAACUUGGUCAAAAGCGGACAGAUUUUGGUACUCACGCAACACAGAUUUUUGCAUCAUUCAGAUUUAGCAUGACAAGUUCUAAUCUUCGAGACCCAGACAUUUUUACAUUUGAUACGCGGAUUCUCCUUUUGUUGGAAUAUCUGCCCGUGACGGAAACGCAAAUCAACGAAAACCGGAAUUUCCUGCCCGACAACAGGUCCGUGCCGAAAACGGACCUCCUAUCCUGAGUAAAAACGUCCCCACCCCAGAGUUGUCAUGCAAAUCUGCACGCCAAAAAAGUCUCUCAUGCGGAGCCGCAUGAAAGCUAUUUUCUAGUAGUGUUUUGGAAUUUCUGAUGCUAGGAUCAGCAUGACAUGCUAGAUCUGUGAUGCUUCGGAACUAGCUCAACAGGAUUACACUACAAGGACAAAUUUGUCAUGCGAAACAACCAAAGCUGGCUGACUUGUCUAGCAGAUUUCCCAUCUUAACUCUGGUGUGGGGACAUUUUUACUCAGGAUAUCUCCAUAAUGGCCUGAACGGGUUUUACGACGAGAACGGGAUCGGCGCCGGGCUGCUGUACGUCUUUUUCCGCAGUGACGCCCUUCGCGUUCUGGAGCCGUUUGUGCUCGACCGCUUAUCCCACGAAAAAUAAAGUGUUUCACUGUAAAAGUAUGAACAAUUUUCUUUUGCAGGUUUUGCAUCACAAGUUUGUAGUUCUACAUGACAGACGAGAAAAUUUGGCAUGCAGUGCUCCUAAGUGAAAACGCAGCUAAAAGUAAAAAUCCAUUGUCUUGCGUGUGUAGCAAGAUAAACACGUGUGAGAUGCAUUUUCUGCAUUGCAAGUUUACGGUGAAACAAUUUUUCUUUCUGGCGAUACCGUUGCCAGUGGAAUUAUUACCUGGAAGUGCAGUUUCGCUCGAAGGGUCGAGCGAUCAAGGGCGAGCAGCUGUACGCCAUCGACGAGAAACACCAAGGGUGGAAUGCGAAGAAGCCAGUGGAAGAUGGAGCAGACGAAACUGCGUCGAUAGCACUAGAGCAGGGGGAGAAUGCAAUAGAAGUAGACGACAGCGUAAUACACCCGUCCCCACGUGGUGCGCACCAACUCGCGGUCUCAAAAUUUUACGAACCCUUCCAGAGGGUGACGCAAGACUUGGCAGUAGAGGAACAGAAGUAUGUUUUGCUACAGCAAAUUCGAAACGGAGUUGUAGGUAAGGGCGAGGAAGUAAGGGGUGCAGAGGAUGCAGGGCAAGUAGACGCAAAUACUACAUGGAUGGGCGCUCUGUUCCGAACAACCUCGUUGUUUGAGCAGAACGCUGAAAAUCCAAAAGCUGACCAAGAAAAACUCCCUCACGUCGACCCUCCUCUGCAGCCGUUCCCCCAUGCCCACCAGCCUUCCGGGUGGUGUCGCACGGCCAGCUUGCGGCCUCUCGUGAAUGACCCGGAGUACGGGAUGUGCUUGGAGUGGCCAGUGGAAAUCCCAGACCACGGCCUGGAGGCCCGGGUCGACCGCUGCGCAGCCUACGAAGGCCCGCCAGUUAUCAUUCACAAGAUGGAGCGCAGUCUGCUGCUCCAGCUGGCCUAUUAUCAGGAGGAAUUCAGACACUGUAGUCACUAUGGUGUCAUUUGAACUGGAGGUGAAGACCGUGCAGCGCCAGCUGGAAGAAAUAAACAGCGCAAAGAUAGUAAGUACUAAAUUACCUGCAACUGGCAUCUAGUUCCGUG